Messenger RNA from Copidosoma floridanum, 750 nucleotides. RefSeq names its product ribosomal protein L35A (gene RpL35A). Gene Ontology annotation, biological process: translation. Gene Ontology annotation, molecular function: structural constituent of ribosome. Gene Ontology annotation, cellular component: ribosome. Lineage: Eukaryota; Metazoa; Arthropoda; Insecta; Hymenoptera; Encyrtidae. The record is from RefSeq and is a predicted model, not a curated record.
ACGGCCGAAUGAGCCUUUGAUUAUUUAUUAAAAAAAACUCCAUUUGGCUGUAAUUUUAACUGUAAAUAUCGUUACCCACUGCAUCAUUGAUCCUCGCUUUCCAAUUGUCCGUGAUUAUUUUACUGAUACAUUGUUUUUUUACCAUUGAUUAUCGCGGAUACGAGUCCAGAGCAGCGUGUCACUGUCCCGUCGUCGCGAGCUAUAGUGUGACAAAAUAUCAGUGAUUGAAUAAAAAGAAAAGCAAGAUGACGGACCAGGCCGCUGAACAACAGCCUAAAAAGGCCGUGCCCAAGGACGCCAAAGCCGAAAAGACGGAAAAAACCGAAAAGACAAGCAAGCCCCUCAGGAAGAGGCAUUUCAAGAGACACGGUCGUCUCUACGCCAAAGCCAUUUUCACCGGCUACAAAAGAGGUCUUCGGAACCAGCACGAGCACACUGCUCUCCUGAAAGUCGAAGGAGCCAAAUCAAAACUGGAUUCUGACUUUUACAUUGGCAAGCGAUGUGUCUAUGUUUACAAGGCUAAAAAUAAGACUCCAGUUCCCGGACAAAAAAAGAAGAAGACCAAGGUCAGGGCUAUAUGGGGAAAAGUCACACGUCCACAUGGAACAAGUGGAUCAGUCCGAGCCAAGUUUAAGAGGAAUUUACCUGCAAAGGCAAUGGGUCACAGAAUAAGAAUCAUGUUGUACCCCAGCCGAAUCUAAUUAUUUUUAAUGAGAAUGUUGAUAAUAAAAAAAACCUUUUUGGUACCAA